UCGGUGACUUAGUAUUUUGCCCUCCAACACUAUUUUCCGUAGAAAAAGUUAAAUUAAUCUUUAAUGCCUUCUACUUCGCCCUUGUUUAAUGCGUUAUAACGACCCACUAGUUUAAUGCGUUCCUCUUUCUACGGCACUAAUCUCCCUCCCUCCCAAAUUCAAGUUAAAAAACUGCCAUUUUCGUAGGCUUUCAGAGUUCUGUGAAUGUGAAUAUGUCUGUGUUAGCGGAAACGAGUCCCUCAGAGAUGUUAGGCAAGAAGAAACUUCAUCAGAUGGUUGAUACCAAAUCUCCCUCCACAUUUAAGCGCGUAAAAGUCGAUGCUACCCGCAAUUUCCCUGAAAAUUGUGGUUCAUUUGUUUAUCAAAACAAUGGAAGCAAAGAUAUCUACCCGGAAUUUCGGUCCAAUAGCAAGCGUGUAAAAGUCAAUUCUACGAGGAGUUUUCCGAAGAAUUGUGGCCCCUGUGUUCCUGAAAAGAAGAAAGGAAGUGAUACUCCAUGCUCUGUUGAUUCUGAGAUCAAAAGUUGUUCUGAUGUUGAUAUGAAUGUGGUUGAGUCAGCUGAGCCUUUGAGUGUUUUCGAGCCAGAAGAUGAUUUGGCUGCAACUGUUGUGUGUCCAAAAGAGGCUGGUGAUUCAAGUCAUCAAAAUACCUCAUGUCAACCUGCUAAUGGAAAUCAGCAGCAUGAAGUCUUGGUUAAUCUGGUUCUCCAGAAUCCAUCAAUUGAUUCAGGAAAUACAUGUGAUUGGUUUAUAAAAAGCGAGCCUAUUGAAAAUGAACCAGAAUUGCCUGCUAUUGUUUCACAAGAAAAUCUAAUUCAAGGUCGAGAUGAACCUAGUAAGGAAACAAGCAAGAGAGUUCAUUACGGAGAAGUUCCUUACGAUGAAUACAGGAGUCGGGUAGACAAUGAUGAAAUUUGCAUUUUAUCCUGCUCCGAGUCGAACUCAUUAAAAUCAGGUCUCAAGACCCUAAGUGCCGGUAAGAAAGGGGGCAAGGGUGAGAUCGUGCAGGAAGAAGCAGUUAGUAGUCCAGAACCCCUACACAAGUGCAAUGUUAUUUUUGAAGAUGAAUCUGUGGUCAUGAAGAACCAAAUAGUUCUCGGAGUAUCUCAAGAAGAUUUAAGAAAUUCUGUUGUCAUGUGUAAUGUUUCUGGUAAUGGAUUGUUGACUGAACAUGAACAUAUUCAGAAAGUGAAAGAAGUUAGAGAGACUCUGAAACUUUUUGAUGACGAAUAUACUAAACUUUUGCUAGAAGAUAGAGCAGAAAAACAUGAAGGAGGGCCCAAAAGAAGUAUCCAUAUAGAGGCAGCAAUGGCUUUGAAAAAACAGAAAAAGUGGGUAAAUUGUGAGUGGACUUUUGGACAUGUUCCUGGAGUUCAAAUUGGGGAUCAAUUCCGGUUCAGGGCGGAACUUGUUAUGAUUGGACUACAUCACCAAUUUAUUAAGGGUAUCAAUUAUGUGACUAUUGGCAGAAAAGAUGUCGCAUCUAGCAUUGUUGAUUCUGGUCGGUAUGACAACGAGGCCAUAUCUUCUGAAACGUUCAUUUAUGUAGGUCAAGGCGGGAAUCCAAAAGUAUCUGUUAAUGCGAGAAUGGAAGAUCAAAAGCUUGAAGGGGGUAAUCUUGCCUUGAAGAACUCCAUGGAGUUGGGAUAUCCGGUGAGGGUUAUUUGUGGUCGACAAAGAGUGAAUGGUGAAAAGAGUGAUACAAGAUACAUUUACGAUGGGCUCUACACCGUGACUAAGUGUUGGGAAGAAAGAGCUCCAACUGGAAAAUACAUUUUCAAGUUUGAAUUGAAAAGAAAUCUUGGCCAACCAAAACUUGCUCGUGAACUAGUGUCACGGCCAGCAAAGUUAGUCAAGGUUAAUCAAUUUUGUGUCAACAAGGCAAAAAAAUCAAUUUUGCAGUCGGAGUUUGUUGUGGACUAUGAUGUCUCCCAAGGAAAAGAGAAGAUACCAAUCCUUGUUGUCAAUGCAAUAGAUGAUGAGAGACCCUCACCAUUCACUUACAUUACCAGCAUGCAAUAUCCGGAUUGGUAUUAUAUUUCUAGGCCUCAAGGUUGCAAUUGUACAAGUGGAUGCUUGGAUUCCGAGCAAUGCUCUUGUGCUUCUAGGAAUGGAGGUGAAAUUCCAUUCAACACAAGAGGCUCUAUUGUUAGAGCACAACCUCUUGUUUAUGAGUGUGGUCCAUCUUGCAAAUGUCCCCCUUCUUGCAAAAAUAGAGUUAGCCAACAUGGUCCUCGAUACCAUUUGGAGGUUUUCAAGACCGAAUCGAGAGGAUGGGGUUUGAGGUCACGAGAUUAUGUCACACGUGGUAGGUUUAUAUGUGAAUAUGUUGGGGAGUUGCUUGAUGAAAAGGAAGCUGAAAAUAGAAUAGGCCAUGAUGAGUACUUGUUUGAUAUUGGCAAUUAUGAUGAAGAAAUCCCCAAAAGGAAUGUUGCGCGUAAUAAUAACCUCAAAGUUGAGUCAAAUUCUUUGACGAGGAAGGAUGAAGAUGGCUUUACCCUUGAUGCGUUAAGAUAUGGGAAUGUUGGAAGAUUUAUCAACCAUAGUUGCUCACCAAACCUUUAUGCUCAAAAUGUCAUGUAUUACCAUGGUGAUAAGAAAGUACCUCACAUAAUGUUUUUCGCUUCUGAGAGUAUUGCUCCAUUAGAGGAGCUUACUUAUCACUACAACUACGAUGUUGACCAAGUUUCUGAUAAAAAUGGCGAUAUGAAGAGAAAGAAUUGUAGAUGUGGCUCUCGGAAGUGCGAGGGGAGAAUGUACUGAAGAACUACUCAUCCUCGAAUUUUGCACUUUUUAUCAGAGGAUGAGCUUUUUCUUGCACUUGUAGUAAUGAACACCAGCUUGUCACAUGGUUGUAUUAAGGAACUGAAAGCUUUCAUGGAGUUCAGCUUAGCUUUAGUGUUGAAUAUUGAUUAUUGAACUCAACUGGGUUUUCAGCUUUACUGUAUUUUUCAAAGUACUUUCAGUGUCUUAUUUCAUGCAUCAAGCGCACUUGAACAAAAGAAAAUAUCACUUCUUUUGCCAGAAUUUGCUUUGCAUCUAUUGUUCUUUUCUAACAUUUCUGUAUAAAUUUAGUGUAGCUGACAAUUAUUUCAUUAAGUGUUGCUUGGUAUGCUGACUAAAUUAUCUCGGGAUUAAACUCUUGAGAUUCUAUCGUUAGAUUAGUUUAUCCAUCUUUGGGUAGGAUAAAAUAAUCCAAUGGGAUAAUGGAUGAGAUAAAGUGAGAUAUCCGAGAUCAAAUUCAUAUUGUGUUUGAUUGACGAAUAAAUUUACACAGUUGAUCGAAAACACUAUUAACAACUUAUUCGCUAGUCUAUUUACAAUCUACGGUGGCCCUUGUAAAAUCAAAGAGUCUUGAAAUUAUCCAAAUAUCUACAAUAUAUCUUAUGUAAGUUUAAUAUGAGCAAUGACACUAACAAAGAUGAAAUAACCUGAAACUGCAAUAAUAUACAGUGGCUGUUCUCUAGUAAAUUAUAUAAUAGGUCGAUCAAAUAAAUACACUAGUAUAAAAUCACAAUUUCAAGCCUAUAAACAAACAAUAGCUUACAAGAAAGAACAAA
Solanum lycopersicum (tomato) is the source of this 3559-nucleotide messenger RNA. Its product is annotated as histone-lysine N-methyltransferase, H3 lysine-9 specific SUVH6-like. NCBI's taxonomy places the organism in Eukaryota, Viridiplantae, Streptophyta, Magnoliopsida, Solanales, Solanaceae. The record is from RefSeq and is a predicted model, not a curated record. Gene Ontology annotation, cellular component: nucleus. Gene Ontology annotation, molecular function: zinc ion binding; double-stranded DNA binding; histone methyltransferase activity.